Messenger RNA from Musca domestica (house fly), 830 nucleotides. RefSeq lists its product as uncharacterized. Bases 179 to 679 code for a protein of 166 amino acids. NCBI's taxonomy places the organism in Eukaryota, Metazoa, Arthropoda, Insecta, Diptera, Muscidae. The transcript has 4 exons. The record is from RefSeq and is a predicted model, not a curated record.
GCUGCUAAUAACGAAACAGUUAAGCAUACAAACAAAUAGAGGUAAGAUAGGUGUUUCAAAAUAAGAUAGUGAAAUUGUCAAAUUCGAAAUAGUAGUAUUUCAACAGUCAUUGUGGGUGUGUGAUUGAUACCAAUUGGAAAAAAAAUCGUUAGUCACUUAAGAUCUUGAAAAAUAGAUAAUGACAUUUUCUUUUGUAAUAAAAUUGUUUGUACAACUUUCCCUAUUGGGAUUAAUAUACAAUAUUUCGGUGGUUGCUGUCUGCAAUGAGUGCCAGGAAAACAAUGUGGCCUGUGUAAAUGAAACCUCUUAUCAUUUGUGUUAUGGAGAAAAUAUCCCAAACACCAAUCAAUUGUUUACAUGUCCAGACGGUUUGGUUUGUACAAAUCUACCCAAUAUUUGUUUCCAACGUAAUACAUUACCUGCCAGCUGUGGUGAUACAUCUAGCUGUGGCCUGUGCAAUUCGAAUCAAGUGUUUGCCUGUACAUCUCGCACAACCUUUUCUUUUUGUUUUGGAGCUCCCAUACCAUCGGAUGUAGUGGGCACUUGUCCAACAGGAAUGACAUGCGAUGCCUCAAGUUCGGAAUUCUGUGUGGCAGAACUUAAGCCGGCUUCAAUUGUGUGCGAUUUGGCGGAACCAAUUGAUAUCAGAAAUUUAUAUCCAGAAUUAGUGAUAAACUAAAGUAAUUGUCGAAAGUACGCAAUUUUGUUCCGUAAUACAGGGAAAAAAGAACAAUAAUUAAAAAAAGUUUACUUCCCUUAAAAAUACAAAUAUAAAUCUAUUUAUUAUAAUUAAAAGAAGUAGAUAUGAACCUACCAAACAUAAAUAUAUA